CUGUUAAGAUUAAAUACUUCCGACAUAAAGUUUACUAUAACCGGAAUUAUUUUUAAUAAUAUUACAAGUCUUUCUCUGGGUUUGUUAAAAGGUAUUGAGAAUACUGAUGCUAUCGCACUUCUAAGAUUGGAUGAAAAUGAAAGUCCACAGGAUACUGUCAAACGAG
Molecule: messenger RNA, 166 nt
Organism: Racocetra fulgida
Lineage: Eukaryota; Fungi; Glomeromycota; Glomeromycetes; Diversisporales; Gigasporaceae
Source: the annotation of a GenBank genome assembly